This is a messenger RNA of Amaranthus tricolor (Joseph's coat), 2290 nucleotides long. RefSeq lists its product as uncharacterized. The record is from RefSeq and is a predicted model, not a curated record. The transcript has 10 exons. Lineage: Eukaryota; Viridiplantae; Streptophyta; Magnoliopsida; Caryophyllales; Amaranthaceae. The coding region runs from base 317 to 2035 and encodes 572 amino acids.
AUGUAAGUCAAAACAUUUUGAUGUAUUAAAAAGUAAGAAAAAAAUGAAGUGAAGUCAAAGUAAUACCCGGAAUAAUAAAAUGUUUUGACUUUUUCUUGGUAAUUUCAUAGAAAUCCUCUAGAAGAAAUCAAGAAACAACAGCAAUUCAACAAGACAACUAUGCGAUAGCAGCUUCUAUUCAUUCAGACAAGAAAACGGUCAAUCGCUGCAACCUGAAAAUUGUUGGUCUUCCUUCAUAUCUUCCAAAUUUUUGGGUUGUGGAUUUAUUUGCAAUUUAUUUUCUGGGAAAGUUUGAAUUUAUGUCUGAAUUUGUUGAAUGAGGAUGCAAAUUAUGUCAUACGAUUUGGAAAGCCUUCUGAAGAUCACUUAUGUUGUUUUUGCUUUCUGUUCUGCCCUUUUUCUUGGAGCUCUUAAAGGAUUGCUGGUGGGUCCAAUUGCUGGUCUAAUAUUGAUUGUAGGAAAUGUUGGAGUUAUUCUAGGCUUAUUCCCUGUACAUCUUGCUUGGACAGUUUACACCAUUGUGAAAACAAUAAGGUUUGAUAUACCACUCAAGAUAGCAAUUUUGUUGAGUUUGCCAGCACUUGCUGCUCUUUGGUUGGGUCUGAGCAUAGCAGGAAGUGUUAUUGUAGGUGUGGGAUAUGGUUUUUUCACUCCUUGGGUUUCUGCUUUUGAAGCCUUCAGGCAAGAGGAUGAAAUUAAGAAAUUUUUGCAUUGUAUAGUGGAUGGGACAUGGGAUACUAUCAAAGGAAGCUGUACGGUUGUUCGGGAUUUUGCAGAUGUCUGCAUUCAUUCAUACCCGGUUUACUUGAAGGAAAUUCGUGAAUCGACAAGCUCAGAUGAGCCUCAUACUCUUAGAUUUAUUCAUGUACCGGCAAUCAUUAUUAUUGGUUUGCUAGGUUUAGCUGUUGAUGUCCCUUCUUUCACUAUUAUCGCCAUAAUAAAGAGCCCUUUACUGUUAGUCAAGGGAUGGCAGCGUCUAACAUAUGAUCUUAUUAGCCGUCAAGGGCCUUUUCUAGAAACAGCUUGUAUCCCGAUUGCUGGUUUGACAAUCCUCUUGUGGCCCUUGUUUGUUAUUGGAACUGUUGCUUUUGCAAUCUUUGCAAGCAUAUUUGUGGGCUUGUACGGUUCUAUUAUCGUGUAUCAGGAAAGAUCUUUUCGUAGAGGCAUUGCUUAUGUAUUUGCAAUGGUUGCCGAAUUUGAUGAGUACACUAACGAUUGGCUUUACCUGAGAGAAGGGACUAUACUUCCAAAGCCCCGUUACAGAAAAAAGAAAGCUUCGUACUCGUCAGAACUUACUGUUAGUCAAAAUCGCGUUCGUAGUGAAAGGUUCAAUGCUACGUCCUUGGAACCACCACCUACAAUGCUUAUACCGAGCUUAGGACCUUCUAGAUCAGUCAGGGAGACAAUACAGGAAGUGAAGAUGGUUCAGGUGUGGGGAAACAUGAUGCGUACCUGUGAAAUAAAAGGCAGAGAACUUCUUGAUGCUAAUGUUUUAACUCGGGCUGAUCUCUUCGAAUGGUUGAAGGCAAAGAACAGCCAUGAAGCACCCAUCGUAGGAGCCGGUCUUCCUAGUUAUGCAGCUUUGUACACUAUUAUGCGCUCCAUUCAAGCUGGGGUAGAUGGUAUACUGCUGCUCGACAAUCUGAUCGUCACCCACGAGAACAGACCGCAAGAUAGACUAUUAGAUUGGUUUUUCCAACCUUUAUUGGUGUUAAAAGAGCAGAUUAGAAUGUUAAAAUUGAGUGAUAAUGAAAUGUUAUAUUUAGAGAAGGUCAGCCUUUUUGGAUUGAAUCCUGAGAGGAUGCAGCUCUGGAAAAACGAUUGUAUGACUCCUCAAGAGCCUCUCCGAGCAGCUCAAAUUCAAGGCAUUAGCCGAAGGAUGACAGGAAUGUGUAGGAGCAUGUCAAAACUACCCACAUACAGGAGAAGAUACCGUCAUCUGGUGAAGGAUUUGCUUGCUUAUCAAUCGGAAAAGGAUGGCGUCUCAAUCAAGUACGAGUCUGUAAGAUCCGUUUCUUUGGUGGAAAACGUCUAGGAUUGCGGAUUUCCCUUCUUUUCGUAAUUGUAUAUAAUGUUUUACUUUAAAAACAAACAAGAUACUAAUUAAUAUAGGUAGGAAUUUUUUGAUUAAGGUCCAGUUUUGGUACUUGCAUCUGAGAAAUUCUAGCUCAUUUUGUGUACAGCCAAAGUUACAUGUAUGAAGUAUCAAAUUUGUAGGUUGAGAUUAUUAUGAGAAGGAACUUGUUUUUCCAAACUUUUUGUGGAGAGAAUAGUUUUUGCUACUCCAUUG